UAUUAAGUAGACUUGUUAGAGUGCAGAACUUUGUUAGAUUUUAUGCCGUUGUAAGUGCGAUGGGUGUAUUUUAUUGGUGGUAUAGGUUGCGUAAUUCUCGAUUCAGAGAUGUCCCUUUCGUUUCCCUAGGGUUAUUCAUAGGAUGGAACAGUGACUUUUUUUGCACUGUCAAUGGCCGAUCGAUGCUGCCAACAUUAAACCCGGGAGAUUUUCUUUUUUUUAUACCUUAUUCACUUUUAUCUUUCACGAAGUUAUUCAACAAAAGAGUAGUGAAUGAGGGCGACGUAGUUGUUCUUAAGAUAUCAGAUAAUCUUUCGGUCUGCAAGCGGGUCGUUCGCAUGACAGCAUUACCACAGGAAGCUUCGGACUGGAAUGCUCGGCACUUCAUCGAUACAGAAUCAUAUUUGGCUGAAGAGAGUAAUGUCAUAGUCUCACAAGAAAAAAGAGAAAUGGAUAACACUUUUAAGAAAACCUUGCGCUCUCAUAAAUGGGAUUCAUGUAUUGAUAGGGUUUCAAAUCCUUCUCAAUGGAUAUGGGUAGAGGGGGAUAAUAAGGAAACUAGCAUGGAUUCCCGCUCAUGCGGCUCCAUUCCGGUUGAGUGUCUUCGGGGACGUGUUAUUGGGGUCGUUUGGCCACAUUUUAGGCUUCUUUGACAUUUAAUUAAGGAGUUAAUAUUAUCACAAGAAGCCAUAAAUUAAAAAAAUUUUUUUUCUUCAAGCAUGAAU
Messenger RNA from Phytomonas sp. Hart1, 725 nucleotides. The record is from the annotation of a GenBank genome assembly. Lineage: Eukaryota; Euglenozoa; Kinetoplastea; Trypanosomatida; Trypanosomatidae.